UUCAACUAUUAUUGAAUAAACCUGGUUUGGAAGAAAAAAAUUGUAAUCAUCAGCCUGUUAGUAAUCUGAGGUAUGUAUCAAAGCUUGUAGAAGGUGCUGUAUAUACGCAAAUAAUGAAUCAUCUCGACUGCAACUACCUUGUUCCAAGUAAUAAGUCAGUCUACAGGCAGUAUCACAGUACUGAACGACACUGUUAAGAAUUAUGACUCAAGAGUGAUAUUCUCAUGGAUAUGGAUGAUAAGAAAGAAAGUCACCUUAUUACUUUUAUUAGACCUUAGUAGUGCAUUUGAUGCUAUUGAUCAUACUAACCUAUUGCAUGCACUAAAGAAACACUUUGGCAUAAAGGUUUGGUAAUCAUUUAACUGACAGAUGUCAACAAAUCAAAAUUUAUGAAACUGUUUCUGAAAUUUUCUCAGUACCUUUCGGAGUCCCUCAAGGGUAUUCACUCUAUACACAAGUCAACUAAUUACAAAUAUCCAUAGUAAAUUUAGUAAGUAUCUUGCCACUGCUAUGCAGAUGACACACAGGUUUAUUUGUCUUUCACACCAGACUUACUUGCUCAGCAGCAGAGCAUCUCUCUCCUGGAAGAAUGUGUUGAUUACAUACGUGAAUGGAUGCUGCACAAUAAACUUAUGCUAUUAAAAAAAAUGACAGUAAUACAGAAUUGCUAGUUAUCAGUACAUCUAAACAGCUAGAUUUUGACAGGAUAUCAGUUGGCAGUUAAGUCAUAGAACCAAAUUCUAAUGUAAGAAAUCUUGGGAGUAUAUUUUCACUCACAAUUGACUAUGGAAAAAAAAUAUUACAAAUGUGUGUAAAUCGUCAUUUCGUAUGAUAUACAAAAUUGUACAAAAUUACUUUAAUUAUGAAAGUGUGAAAACAAUAUUGUCCAUGCAUGCAUUAUUAGUAAGCUAGAUUAUUGUAACAGUUUGCUGUCUGGGCUCCCAUCGUCUCACAUUGGGCAUCUUCAGCGAGUAAAGAACACAUGUGCACGACUGAUUUGUUGUCAACUUAGAUUUUCCAGGAUCAUCCCUAUCGUAAAAGAUUUGCACUGGCUUCCAGUUCGCCAACGAAUAUCUUUCAAGAUUUUGUUAAUUGUAUACAAGGAACUAAUUAGCCAAGCCCCCAACUAUAUUUCUGAGCUUUUACGACGCAAAGUUCACAGGUCUAUACACACUCAUAACCUGUGCAGUUCUCACGAUAAUUUGCUCCUUCUCAUCCCCACUCGUAACACAAAGAUAACUGUGGGAGAUCGUGCAUUCGUCUGGGAUUUGAACCCACGACCCUCUGUUUCAAAGUCCGAAGACUAAUCCACUGGGCCACAACGCUCCACGCUUAUUUUUUGUCUUUUGAUUACACUAGAAUUUAAUGGUUGUAAUCUUCAAUUUCAUUCUCUGUAAUAUUACUUAACACUUUGUAUGAAAAAUUGACAAAACUUUGCUUGUUUAACUUUUCCAAAUGGCUGCUUAAAAUCGAUUGUCUGGGUAUAGAUAGUAUUUCUUUAUUCUUCCUCAGUAACAACUUGCAAAUACGAUUGUACACUACAUUUUGUUUUGCCAGAACUUUAGAGAGUAGAAAAAUUUGGUGACCAGGAGAAGCACAGCUAGGUCUCUCAGAAGAAUACAUUCUAGAGUAUGAGAUUAGAAAUUUAUUAUUUAUUUGGUUGUUAUCAUGCAGGUUGUAUAAUGGCGAGAGGAGGUGAUCUUGCUCAUAUUGGUCGCCUGAAGGAAGAAGAAGAGAAAGCCUUGUUUGAGACUAAAGACAAAUUACAGCAAUGGCAAAAGUUUGAUGAAGACUAUUCAGCUCUCAAGGCCAGACUGACAACGUUACCUGAAAAAGUUUCACAUGAAGUUAUGGUUCCCUUUGGCAAGUUAGCCUUCAUGCCUGGUCAGUUGAUCCAUACCAAUGAGAUACUCGUUCUCCUUGGUGAUAACUGGUUUGCAGAGCGUUCAGCCACACAAGCCUGUCAGAUCAUCGAUAGGAGGAAAUCAUAUGUACAGAAAAUGAUGAAUGAUCUGAAGAAGCAACAGUAUCUAUUAGAGUCCAGACUUGGCUUUGUAUCUGAAAUGAAACAAACUGUAGAAGGGAAAGGUGAUGUGGUAGAGAUUAGAGAAGAAUAUGAUGAACAGAAAGAAAGAAAAUGGAAAGAGGAAAGGAGGGCCAAGAAGAAAACAUCUUCCAUCUCAGAAAAAUCUGCUGCCAAGCUGUCUUCUGAGAAAGAUGUAAAUGGAAACCAUGGCGAUCAGGAAGGGAAGAAGGAACCCUUUGCAGAAGAUCUUUUAUGGGCGAGAUUAGAUGAGCUGGAAAGACAAGAAGAGGAGCUUGAUGAGAUGGUAAUGACUGAUGAGGAAAAAGAUGAUGAAGAAGAAGAAGAUGAAGAAGAUAAAGAAGAAGAUGAAGACAGUCUUUAUCAAUCCCAACAAGCAACCCCUCAUCAUGAUACUCACAAACAUGUCCACUGGAGAGACCAAGAACCAAGCAUGACCCUAGAUCUUGGUCAAGAGAAUGGUGAUGAUGAAGAUGAUGACGAGGAGGUGGAGGAGGAGGAUCAGAAAUCAAUGCCUGUUAUACGUUUUUCACACACAAAGAUUCCUAAGGAGGACCAUCUGUCAGAAGAAGAAGAGAAAGAUGAAUCCCCAAGAUCUCCAGCAGAUAUUUAUGAGUUGUACCAUGCAAGGAGCAAGGAUGAGGAUAAGAGAAAGACCAAAUCUAUAUUAAAGCAUUCAGAUAUCCAUCAAGCAGUUUCUAUUCCAGGCAUAAAGCAAGAAGAUCAAAAGAGACAACCUUUGCCAGCUCCAGUUUCUGCCUUCACAGGGAGUAUUGUUGAGCACAGCAACCCUUCCCAACCAGUCAUGUUACAACCGACUACUCAAGGUCAAGGUUCAAAGAGAGUGUCAAAGUUCAAAGCAGCUAGACAGGGCAAGAGGUGACCCAGGGUUCAGCAAAUACAAGCCUCACUUUGGAUGAUAUAACAGUAAGAUGUGCAACCACUCUCUGCAACCAAGAGUGAAUGAAGGAUAGAACAGACUGUUAGGGUAAAUGUGAAGAGACCAUGUGAUGUCUAUAUUGAAAGCAGCUUUUCCUUUCAUAGUGAUGAGGAAAAUUACCUUUGCACAGGGAUGGGAAAUAAAGUUUGUAAGUCCAAUUUCAAAGAAAAAAUGAAGUACAGGAGUAUCUCUGAAUGGAUAUAUCUAGAAAGAUGUUGCCUUAACUCAUUACGUGAAUUAGUUCUGGCUUGCAGUAACAAGCCAGGGCCUCUUGACACCCAUACUUUGUUAUAUAUUCAUGAAACACUCAUGAAUAAACAUGUUCUCAUGAAUAGUUAAUGAUCACCCAGCAAAGUGACCAAUGAGAUGUCAUAUAUUAAUGAAUGGUAUAGAACAUCUGAUAGAAAGUUCAUGCCAGGCAUUCAACUUCAUGUGGUCUCUCAGAGACACAAUACUACAGAAAUGGAGUAGUUGAAUGCAACCGACCCCCCCCCCCCCCUGAUUCAUCGCUGUGCAGCAACUUUCCGGGAGCCAGCCUGGUCGAAGUAACAACUGGACAGCUCCAGCCUUACCUCACCACAGAGGACAAUUGAUGCAAGUCAGAUCGCUUCUGAGGCAUUAGACAACACAAAUAGCAAAUAUUAUGUAAUUCAACGUCUUAUUCAAAGAGUUCGGUAUUUAAAGAAGAAAGAGGCACUCUUUGGUGAAAUAAUUUUUAUUUUUUCUCGAAUAACUAUCAUAUUAAAAAACUGUCUCACCCAAACCAUUUUCUGUGAAUGGGCAAAAGUAGAAGGGUCAAUUAUUUGUGUAUGUAUCAUAAAGUAAAACCCUCUUUUUCGUUGUGAUCAUUACCAUUAUUCCAAAUAAAUUUGUACAGUAUACUAUUGAAUCUUAAAAAACAAGCCUGAGGGAUGCUUACACACAAUACUGAAGAUAAAUACAAAAGCUUUGGUAAGAGCAAGAACUUGACAACAGUUACUUUCCCAAUCAGUUAUAAAUUUAUGUCUCCAGCAGUUCAUAACUUCUUCUGUUUGUCUUUAAUUUCACAGGGAAAUUCAAAGAAUAUAUAAGUUUGGUAUAUAAAGAAGAAAUAACACCCAACGUUCUAAUUUUCUUUACUUUUCAUGUCAGACCACUAUCUUGAAAGGGUUCUUCACUACAUUUCUAUAGACAUAUUUAUGCAGCAACCUGAAAACUAGGGGAAAUUUUUAACAGCUCAAAUAAGCUACAAAAAGAAUCUGUUUCACCAUUAAAAAAAAAUGAUGUCAUCAGUGAACAAUGAAAUUUACUUUCCACCUCACCAACCAUGAUAUCUCUAAUAUUCUGGUAUCCCUUACAGCAAUGGCCUAUAUCCCAGUUGAUCCGGAACGGCUUAGUCAGAAAACCAUUGUUAACAAAAUUAGAUCUACAAUUCAAGAAGAUUUUACAAAUUUAGUAAAACUUUCCCCAAGAUUGAAAUAUUCUAAGGACUUAAACAAAUAUGCAUUCUCAAAAUCCAAUAAAAAAGUAUUGAUCCUGGAGUAUUAACAAAAUCAAUAUAUUCAAUAAGAUUAAUAAUAGUGGGAUUAUUUGCCAUAAUGUUGAUCUGAAUGAAUGAGAGAGUUAAUUACGGUUCUUAAUCAAUGACUCAUUUAAACUUAAGCAAUGAAUUUAUAAUCCACAUUAAGGAAAGAAAUUGAAUUGUUACUUAAUUUCUAAAGGGUCCUUUCCUUCUUAUGAUAUUAAAAUCAUUACACAAUUUCUUUGUGACUGGGGCAACAAACCAUUAUAAGAAUCAUUAGCAUAUCAACAAUAUCAUUUUCAAAAUUACAACAUAAAAUUCACUUGGACGGCCAUCCAAACACGAGGUCUGAUUUUGUUAUUGGAGCAUUAAGGAUUUCCCUUUGAGUUUGUAAGGUUUGUGGAAUGUAUAAACCAUCAUGAAAAGAGAAGUGAUCUCACUAUCUUCUGCUGUACAAGCCAGUUUGUAGUUCCAUUUUAUGCAUGAUCAGAACAAGGUUAUUUGUACUCAAAUGGCAUGGUGGUUUGAUAUUCGAUAAGAUAAGCAUCAACUAAAUGUCUUGAUUAUUCAUAUUCUUUUCUUUUGAAUUGUGCUUUUCAUUAAAUCCACUGGAAAACAUCAAUUUCCAUUAAUGACUGGUAUUAUAGCAGCUUGCUAUUCAUUCUAAGUAGAAAGGAACAAAUACCUUAAUAAAUUGUUCAUUGAUGUGCUAUUCUGGUCACCUGUACCUACCACACAGAAACGUUGUUAGCACUAACAGUGCGCUAACAGAGGCCCUGUUACAAUCGGCAAUGUGGCAGUAUACAAAUGAUGCAUGGGUUUGAGUGGGUCAGUAGGAACUGUGUGCACAAGGUAACUUUGGCAUGGUUUAACCCACGAGGCGCAGCCGAGUGGGUUUAGACCAUAAUGCCAAAGUUACCGCGUGCACACAGUUCCACUGACCCACGAAAGAAACCCAUGCAUCAUCUGUUUUAUAGAAUGGAAAAUUUUUAUUGAAUAAAGCACAAAAAUUAAUGAUUUACCGGAUGCAUGAUAAUUUCAUGCGUCCAGUAAAUUCAAUUUACUGGACGCAUGAAAAUAUUUACUGGAAGCAUGAUUUUUUUUACCGGACGCAUGAUUUUUUACCGGAUGCAUGAAAAUUCCAAAAUGUAAUGCAGACCCUUUGAUAACCCUGGAAAACAUAAAUAUGUAUGCCUAACUUGAUAAUAUGUUGGCACAAAGGCAUCAUUAUACCCAAAAUGCCAGAUACAGCUUUGCAUUGACUAGAUCUAUGAGGCAGCCUCAGACCUCCAAUAGCUGUGUGUGUAUGCCCGGGCCGCGCCGGUGGCCAGUGCCUACGGCUGCCUGGGCCCGCAGUGGAGAUUUGGCUGUGCACAGCCAGCCCAGGGCAUGCAGGGCAGUAGAUCUAUAAACGUUAGAUCGUAUGUCUGGACUUCUCAACUAACGAGUAUGCAGGCAGUUUUAAUCCCUAUGACAAUUACGGUAACGUAUUUGUACUUACAGAUCAUUUUGCAUCCUUUAUUUGAUUCAUUCUGCCUUGAUCGAAAAUUCAAAAUUUUGACGUAAACAAGCGUAACAGUACAUGCGCGAUGACAUCACAAUGACCUUUUCGAACGAUAGCUUGUUUACAGUGGAUAUCGUUUUGAUUAUCGGGAUAUCGUUCAUGCAGCCCAGUAAAAAUUCUUGCAUAGCUCUCAACCAAUCAGAUUGCAGGGAUUUUCCCAUCCAUUCUAUAAUGAUGCCUAAUGUUACAACAAUGCAUUACUUACACAUUGAUAUGUUUUGGCUUAACAAUCUGAAAUAUGUGACUGGGCUUACUGUUAGCACUCUGUUUGGCUUACAAAAAACAUUUGUGUGUAGCUGGCAAUGGUCUAUGCAAUUUCUGCAUCCUGCUAUAUCAGAAAUAAUUACGUAAAACCUUGCUUUGAAAUUUGCCUAUCCUAAUGGAAAAAGGGAAGGUCAUUUGAACAAACUUUUCAUUGAGGUAACUACAAACUUGUCUAUUGGAAGAAUAUGAAAAUUCUAAAUAUUCACCUGUAUCUUUCAAAAUGUUAUCAGUAUCUCCUGAAAUGCCACCAUCAUUCAUGUUCAGUCCAUUUUAAUCUUGAUCUCACAGUCAUCCUUGCAGUUUCCUUAUCCAAUAUUUCAUUCAAUUCAUCCUCUAAAUAUUUCUGAUUUAAAGAACAGUUCCUUUAUUUCUACACUAUGCAUACUCCUUUAUACAGACAUCCCCUCUUUAGAUAUUGUAUACAAAAUCCUGCAAUACAACAUUUAGCUGCAUCCCUACUUUAGGAUUUUGGUCUGAAUUCUUGUGAAUUUCCUUAAAAUCCAUUUAUUUUCCUUAAUGAAUUAAUGAAAUUAUCAUUUAAAUAAUUGCAUAAUCACUUCCAAUAAUCCUUUCCAUAGGAAGGGAAGUUGGAGGCAAAAUUCAUAUAUGCGAAUAUAUUAGAAUUUCAAAACUGGCUAAUUAAAUCACUAGAAAAUAAAAAUAUAAUCAAGGUAGAAGAUUCUGCUGCUGCCUUGUGACCGCGUCAACCUGAGUUUUACAGAGGCUGACGAAUUUAUACAUGUGAGCAAUAGGUAUCAACAUAUUCAAAUGAAUGACAAUAGUAACUUAAAACCAUGAAAAAAUAGCACUGGCUCUAAAUAAACAAUGUCAAUGCAUAGAAAAUAGUUCAACUGAUGCCAACAGUGGUGAAAACAACCAGAGUUAUAUGGAGGCUGACAAAUCUCUUUAAUAGAUGUGAUUAAAAAGUAUCAAACAACAACAGUAAGUUAAAACCAUGAAAUGACAUAUAUGAACAUGUAUUCAACAAAGAGCAGUAAUGACAUACUAUAAUUGGGAUGACAAGCAUUGACAAAAUGAUAGACAGAUGUAGCAUUAAAAAUGAAAGUUGAAGAAAUAAAAUUCUCUUAAAGUUUUUAAUAUAUAAUAAUUCUGAAAUAACAAUUACAGUUUAAUGCAUGCAUUGUGGUUGGGCACAGUAUAAUUGCUUCAAAUUGUAGCCAAUGGCAAGAUGAUAUUUGGUAUUGAAAUGUUUAAUACUACAAGGAGGCUACCAGUGACAAUAGCUUGGAAAUUUGAGUUUGAUAUUCCUACCUCUAUACAGGUUUGAAUGGUAAUAAUAUGCUAUUAUUCAUUCAGGUCAUAUCCUUCAGUUAAGUUAUUUUGCGUAUUUGACUGAAUAUCAGCCAAAGAGCUAAGUAUUUGAAUGGCAAGUUCAAUCAGUGAUAGUGAAACUCAGAAUGGGUGAAAUUCCUGCAUAGCCCUCCAUGAAGAAUAGGAAAAUUUUACUGGGCUUCACAUGACAAUUCACUUUAUUAUGCCUCAGUGUUAACAGGGUCAUAAAGCAAAUACACCCAGAAAACAUCAUUGAAUAGAGUGAAAGAGAAAGGGGAGAAGAUGAAGGAAAUAUGAGAAAAGAAUUAAGCCACAGUUUUUGUUUCUCAAUUAGGUUUUGCUCUCAAGUCACUGAAAGGCAUUAUUGAAACAGAGUAAUCAUGAUGAAUAUUUACUUUAUUUUGUCUUGUUUUUGUAUUAAAAUCAUAAAGAAUCAUUGAAUUCA
Messenger RNA from Lytechinus pictus (painted urchin), 8051 nucleotides. Its product is annotated as unconventional prefoldin RPB5 interactor-like. NCBI's taxonomy places the organism in Eukaryota, Metazoa, Echinodermata, Echinoidea, Temnopleuroida, Toxopneustidae. The transcript has 7 exons. Gene Ontology annotation, molecular function: phosphatase inhibitor activity; transcription corepressor activity; chromatin binding. The record is from RefSeq and is a predicted model, not a curated record. Gene Ontology annotation, biological process: negative regulation of transcription by RNA polymerase II; negative regulation of phosphatase activity. Bases 1632 to 2927 code for a protein of 431 amino acids.